AACCUCGCGAACCGGGCGUACUACUUCUCAACCUUAAGCAUACUUUAUUCUCUUAUGAUUUUUCAAACCAGAAGAAGUUUUUUUUUCUUCUUUAAGUCUUUUAGAAAGAUUCUUGUUAUUGCUUCGACUCAUAUUCCGCAAAAAGUGGAUCCCGCUCUAAUAGCCCCGAAUCAAUUAAAUACAUGCAUUAAGAUACGAAGGCUUCGUAUUCCACAACAACGAAAGCACUUUUUGACUCUUUCAUAUACUAGGGGAUUUCACUUGGAAAAGAAAAUGUUCCAUACUAAUGGAUUCGGGUCCAUAACCAUUGGUUCCAAUGUACGAGAUCUUGUAGCACUUAUCAAUGAGGCCCUAUCGAUUAGUAUUACACAGAAGAAAUCCAUUCUAGACACUAAUACAAUUCGAUCCGCUCUUCAUAGACAAACUUGGGAUUUGCGAUCCCAGGUAAGAUCGGUUCAGGAUCAUGGGAUCCUUUUCUAUCAGAUAGGAAGGGCUGUUGCACAAAAUGUACUUCUAAGUAAUUGCCCUAUAGAUCCUAUAUCUAUCUAUAUGAAGAAGAAAUCAUGUAACGAAGGGGAUUCUUAUUUGUACAAAUGGUACUUCGAACUUGGAACGAGCAUGAAGAAAUUAACGAUACUUCUUUAUCUUUUGAGUUGUUCUGCCGGAUCGGUCGCUCAAGAUCUUUGGUCUCUACCCGGACCCGAUGAAAAAAAUGGGAUCACUUCUUAUGGACUCGUUGAGAAUGAUUCUUAUCUAGUUCAUGGCCUAUUAGAAGUAGAAGGCGCUCUGGUGGGAUCCUCACGGACAGAAAAAGAUUGCAGUCAGAAUGAUCGAGUGACGUUGUUUCUUCGGUCCGAACUAAGGGAUCCUUUAGAUAUGAUGCAAAAUGGAUCUUGUUCUAUCCUUGAUCAUAGAUUUCUCUAUGAAAAAUACGAAUCGGAAUUGGAAGAAGGGGAAGGAGCCCUCGAUCCGCAACAGAUAGAGGAGGAUUUAUUCAAUCACAUAGUUUGGGCUCCUAGAAUAUGGAACCCCUGGGGCUUUCUAUUUGAUUGUAUCGAAAGGCCCAAUGAAUUGGGAUUUCCCUAUUGGGCCGGGUCAUUUCGGGGCAAGCGGAUCAUUUAUGAUAAAGAGGAUGAGCUUCAAGAGAAUGAGUCGGAGUUCUUGCAGAGUGGAACCAUGCAGUACCAGACACGAGAUAGAUUUUCCAAAGAACAGGGAUUUUUUCGAAUAAGCCAAUUCAUUUGGGACCCCUCAGAUCCACUCUUUUUCCUAUUCAAAGAUCAGCCCUUUGGCUCUGUGUUUUCACAUCGUGAAUUCUUUGCAGAUGCAGAGAUAUCAAAGGGGCUUCUUACUUCCCAAAUGAAUCCUCCUAUAUCUAUAUUUCAACGCUGGUUUCUCAAGAAUACGCAAGAAAAGCACUUUGAAUUGUUGAUUAAUCGCCAGAGAUGGCUUAGAACCAACAGCUCAUUAUCGAAUGGAUCUUUCCGUUCUAAUACUCUAUCCGAGAGUUAUCAGUAUUUAUCAAAUCUGUUCCUAUCUAACGGAACACUAUUGGAUCAAAUGACAAAGACAUUGUUGAGAAAAAGAUGGCUUUUCCCGGAUGAAAUGAAAAUUGGAUUCAUGCAAGAGUAGAAAGAUUUCC
Amaranthus tricolor (Joseph's coat) is the source of this 1642-nucleotide messenger RNA. RefSeq names its product protein Ycf2-like. Lineage: Eukaryota; Viridiplantae; Streptophyta; Magnoliopsida; Caryophyllales; Amaranthaceae. Bases 55 to 1632 code for a protein of 525 amino acids. The record is from RefSeq and is a predicted model, not a curated record. The transcript has a single exon.